UAUAAAAAAACAAUAACUAUGGUAUUAAAACUAAAUGGAAAUGUAUAACUGCAAAAAGUUAAAGCGAUUGUCGGGAUUAUAAAAAUGAUUUAAUUGUUGACCCUAAUAUGGAAUAAAAUAUAUUGUAAAUAAAAGUAUAAGAAAAAUCUUUAGAAGCCUAUAAUCUUUAUUAUUUUAUUUUAGAAGGAGAAAAAGAUGGUAUCGUAGUUUAAGACAUAUCAAGUUUUAUUAUUUUGGAAUAAAAUAUACCUCCUUUAAAUUCUAUUACAUCAAUAAACGAUUUUUCUUAAAGAAUAAAUUUAAAUUAAUAAAUUUUUGUAUAAUUAAAUUAUGAAGGAAAAAAUAAUUUAGACAAUUUAUUUUUUAGUGGCGCUGUAUUGUAUUAAAACGAUGUGAAAAAUACUAUAAAGUUUUUUCAUAAUUAAGUAAGAUUUUAAACAUGGAAUUAUUUUAAUGAUUUUAUAAAUGAAGAAGAAAAUUCUUAUUAAAUAAGAUUUGCAGUUUUUGAUCCUUAGUAUAUAAUGCCUUCUUUAAUUAUUUUUUCUUUAAAAGCUAAUUUGCCGCCUUUAAAUUGCCUUUUUAAAAAUUUUAAUAAUUAAUAAUAAGAAAUUUUUAGUUUAAAAUAAAAUUAUGUUUUCUAAAUUAAUAACUGCUAAGAUUAAGAUUAGCCUCUAUAUUAUAAUUUCUUUUAUUAUAAAAGUUAAGAAGAUUUUUAAUAUGAAAUUUUAAAUCCGCAAUUUACUAAGAGAUAUGCUCUAAAUGUAAAAUCUACUAUCAGUAGAAUAUCAACGAUUUUGCCGUUCGGGGCAAAAGUAAUCAUAGGCUGUGUAUUUGAUAAUUUGGGUGCGGUUAGAAAUAUGACUUAAAAUGUUGAAAUAAAAAAUUCUUAUGAAAACGUUUAAUAAUAUGUUUAGUUAGUGCAAGAAACUUACAAAAUAAUUAUUUAAAUACCUUUUAAAUAACAAAUAGUUAUUUAACUAUGUAUUCUUGUUUAAGAUAUUGUUUCUAAUAUAUUAAUAAACGAAGAGCUAAAAUAAGAUUAAAAUUUAAUUAAAAUUGUCAAAAAUAUUUACGAAGAUUUACUUUUUUAAUAAUAAAAAUUUAAUGAUAAUCAAGAUGUUUAAGUCUAAAUAUAAAUGACAAUUAACUUAAUUUCUUAAAACUUAUUAGAUUAAAUAAUGAAUAUUUUAAAAUACAAAGAUAUAUUAGAUUAUUUAUCGAAAAUAGAAUAAACUUUAAUUGAAUAAGAAAAUAUAAUAAAAAAAAUAUAAGCUAAAGACGUUUAGUAAUAUUAAUAAUAUUUUUCGUCUAUAUAAUUAGUUUUAUAAUAAGUUUCUA
This is a messenger RNA of Ichthyophthirius multifiliis, 1338 nucleotides long. RefSeq lists its product as hypothetical. Lineage: Eukaryota; Ciliophora; Oligohymenophorea; Hymenostomatida. The record is from RefSeq and is a predicted model, not a curated record. The transcript has a single exon. The annotation marks the transcript as partial.